This is a messenger RNA of Cervus elaphus (red deer), 6752 nucleotides long. It is a transcript of the gene ZNF654, whose product is annotated as zinc finger protein 654. Gene Ontology annotation, molecular function: DNA-binding transcription factor activity, RNA polymerase II-specific; DNA binding. Gene Ontology annotation, cellular component: nucleus. The transcript is spliced from 9 exons. The record is from RefSeq and is a predicted model, not a curated record. Gene Ontology annotation, biological process: regulation of transcription by RNA polymerase II. The coding region runs from base 236 to 3628 and encodes 1130 amino acids. NCBI's taxonomy places the organism in Eukaryota, Metazoa, Chordata, Mammalia, Artiodactyla, Cervidae.
CAAAUUUGACCAAUAGUGGUGGAAGGGCGGACAUGUGCAUGAUUGGCGGCUAGCGUUCUCCAAUGAAAACUGGGGGCGUGGGUGGGCGGAGCCGGAAGUAGAGCCAGCCGAGAGCCCCCUGUCCGGCUGGGGAGGAGAGAAGGGGGAGGGAACUAGAGGAGGAGGAGGAGGUUAGCUGAGGCAGCUACAGCGGCGGCGGCGCAGGGGUUGGUACGCGCUGGGCGGCGAGAGCCUCAUGGCGGAGGAAGAGAGCGACCAGGAGGCCGAACGCCUCGGAGAAGAGCUCGUGGCCAUUGUAGAGUCCCCGCCAGGCCCAGCCGGGCUUAGAGCUGCGGGCGACGGCAGAGGCGGCGCUGGCGGCGGCAGCUGCGGUGGUGGCGGCGUCGGGAUCAGCAGUCGGGAUUACUGCCGACGCUUCUGUCAGGUGGUUGAAGAUUAUGCUGGAAGAUGGCAGGUCCCUUUGCCACAGCUUCAGGUUCUUCAGACGGCACUUUGCUGUUUUACAUCAGCCAGUGCAUCAUUCCCAGAUGAAUGUGAGCACGUACAAUAUGUUUUGAGUAGCCUUGCUUUGAGUUUCUUUGAGUUGCUGCUGUUCUUUGGAAGAGAUGAAUUUUAUGAAGAACCCUUAAAGGAUAUUCUUGGAUCUUUCCAGGAAUGCCAGAAUCACCUCCGCAGAUAUGGAAAUGUGAAUCUGGAACUGGUGACUCGAAUCAUUAGAGAUGGUGGCCCAUGGGAAGAUCCUGUGUUGCAAGCUGUUCUAAAAGCCCAGCCAGCAUCUCAGGAGAUAGUGAACAAAUAUUUAAGUUCUGAAAAUCCACUAUUCUUUGAACUACGUGCCAGAUACCUAAUUGCUUGUGAACGCAUACCUGAAGCAAUGGCUCUUAUUAAAUGUUGUAUAAAUCACCCAGAAAUCAGUAAAGACUUGUACUUCCAUCAAGCACUCUUCACCUGUCUGUUUAUGUCACCUGUAGAAGAUCACCUUUUCCAGGAGCAUUUACUGAAAACUGAUUGUAAGAGUGGAAUUGAUAUCAUCUGUAACACUGAAAAAGAAGGCAAGACUAUGUUAGCCUUGCAACUCUGUGAAUCCUUUCUUAUUUCACAGCUCCAGAAUGGGGAUAUGUACUGUAUCUGGGAGUUGAUUUUCAUAUGGAGUAAACUUCAGCUAAAGUCUAAUCCUUCAAAACAAGUUUUUGUAGAUCAGUGCUACCAGCUCUUAAGAACAGCAACUAAUGUGAGAGUCAUAUUUCCUUUCAUGAAAAUCAUUAAAGAUGAGGUUGAAGAAGAAGGCUUACAAAUUUGUGUUGAAAUAUGUGGUUGUGCUCUACAACUAGAUCUUCAUGAUGAUCCCAAAACUAAAUGUCUAAUUUAUAAAACAAUUGCACAUUUUCUACCAAAUGAUUUGGAGAUUCUCAGGAUUUGCGCACUCUCGAUAUUCUUUCUUGAGCGCUCCUUGGAAGCUUAUCGUACUGUCGAAGAGCUUUACAAACGCCCAGACGAGGAAUACAAUGAAGGCUCAAGCAGUGUUCAGAAUCGCGUUCGUUUUGAAUUACUUCCAAUUUUGAAAAAGGGAUUGUUUUUUGAUCCUGAAUUCUGGAACUUCAUAAUGAUUAAGAAAAACUGUGUAGCAUUACUGAGUGAUAAAUCAGCAGUUAGAUUUCUAAAUGAAAGUGCACUGGAAAAUUCUACAGGUAAUGUAAAAAAGGCAUUGGAUCAGCACGGUUUAGAGGAAGGGCUUGACUCUCUUACAGAUCAAAGCACUGGAGAGCUUGAUCCUGAUGAUAUAUCUGGAGUGCAACCAAAAGGCCCUAUUAAUGCAAAGAAAAACCUUACAGCUCUUAAUGCUUCCAGAGUAGAUCACAAUGUCCCAAGGCAUCGGUGUAUGUUAUGUAACAAGGAAUUUUUAGGUGGUCAUAUUGUAAGGCAUGCCCAGGCUCAUCAGAAAAAGGGCAGUUUUUCAUGUGUGAUAUGUGGCAGGAAAUUUAGAAACAAAGGACUUAUGCAGAAGCAUUUAAAGAAUCACGUUAAGAAAAUACAGAGACAGCAAAUUGCUGCAGCUCAGCAAGAGGAUCAAGAAAGUCCUGCUUUGGAAGAAAUGAAUUGUUCUGAUACUUUCAUUUCAUUUGAAAAUGGGAAUUCUGAUAAUAAGGAUUUGGAAGUAGAGACUAUUACUGGUUCCAGUGACGGAAAAAAAGACGUCAUCCCUGCACAUGUGGGUGAAUUCACUGAAAUUCCUGUCAGUGUAUCAGAAGAUGUUAUUGAAAACAUUACUGAAAAUGGCAGCCCUGAUACUUCUUUAAAUAAUGUCUCAGAGCCAUUACCUAUCUGUGUGGAUGACUAUGAGGAGGAAGAAGAUGAGGAAGGUGAUUAUGAAGAAGAUGACUAUGACCUGAAUCAAGAAAGUUCAGUACUUCAUAAAAUCAAUGGAGCUGUGUGUCAUCCAAAAGACAUAUAUGCAACAGAUCAAGAAGGAAAUUUUAAGUGCCCUGCUCUUGGCUGUGUCAGGAUAUUUAAACGAAUUGGAUUUCUGAAUAAGCAUGCAAUGACUGUACAUCCAACUGAUUUAAAUGUGCGGCAAACAGUAAUGAAGUGGAGCAAAGGAAAAUGCAAAUUUUGUCAAAGGCAGUUUGAAGAUUCUCAACAUUUUAUAGAUCACCUUAAUAGACACAGCUAUCCAAAUGUGUAUUUUUGUUUGCAUUUUAAUUGCAAUGAAUCAUUUAAGCUGCCAUUCCAACUUGCUCAGCACACAAAAAGUCACAGGAUAUUUCAAGCUCAGUGUAGUUUUCCAGAAUGCCAUGAGCUUUUUGAAGAUCUUCCUCUGCUAUAUGAACAUGAAGCUCAGCACUAUUUAAGUAAAACACCAGAAUCAUCUGCACAACCAAGUGAAACAAUUCUUUGGGAUGUUCUUACAGACGCAAAAUCUAAUCAUCAGGAAAAAGACUCAUCUGGUAAUGAGAGACAGACUAUUAGUCUGCCAGUUUCUACUAGCAAAUCAAGGAAAGAUAUUACAGAACCAAAGACAUGCAUAGAAAGCAUGGAAAAGAAAACAGACCGUUUAAUUCAGAAUGGAAAUGAACAUUCUGAUGACACUGUUUCUGAUACAAGCUUGACAGACCAAAAGAUGCCUGACAUAGAGCCAAAUUCUGAAAAUAAUUGUAGUAUUAAUGAUUUAGUCAAUGGACACAGUGGAAUAGAGCAAACACCUUUAGUUUCAUCAGAUCCUGCUUUCAAAAUUGAUACAAAUAGAAUCAGGACAGAAAACGGUUCCAUUUUACCCAGUGUUGUACCACAAGAACACAGUACCCUGCCAGUAUCUCAGGCACCUUCCAAACCAAAUCCGACGAGCGAACAUACUUCAUAUGGCUUAAUUUUAACAAAGCCAUAUGUCAGACCAUUGCCUCCCAGUUACCUUGAUGAACGGUACCUUAGUAUGCCAAAACGCAGAAAAUUUCUGACUGAUAGGGUAGAUGCUUGUUCUGAUCAAGAUAACGUUUGUAAAAAAUCAGUGAAAAGAUUAAGAUGUGGCAAAUGCCUGACCACCUACUGUAAUGCAGAAGCACUUGAGGCUCACCUUGCACAAAAGAAAUGUCAGACCCUCUUUGGAUUUGAUUCAGAUGAUGAAAGUGCCUGAUAAAAAUGUUUCAGAAAGAUCUGUCGAUCAAGCAGUAGUGUGCAAAAAGCACUACAAGAAAAUGCAUCAUCAGUUUGCUAUUUCCCUGAUGGCCUUAAUUUUAGAGCGAUCUUGGAUUACUAAAGAUAAAGACAAAGCACAUUUUCUAGAAUGAACCCACAGAGGAGAUGUGCUGGUUUAGACUCCAAAAGGGUUAUUACAAAACUCCCAAAGUACCAGUUAUCCAGAAAAACCACAUUUUUUUUUUUUUUUAAAGAAGUUGAUGAUGAUCAAUAGCAGCAUGUUCAGUUUCGCUUAUGUGAGAAACAUGUUUAGGCAACUAGUCAAAAAGGAUAACCAGCUAUGGCCUUACAGAAAGGGAAAGACAAACCCAUUAUAUAUAUAUAUGUACAUAUAUAUAUAUAAAAGAAGGAAUGGUUUACAAUAAACAAUUUACAGUAUUCUACAAAUAGGAUUCUUGUCAUGCAUAAUCAGAUUUUGUCCUUCUUUUGGGUCAAACAUGCUUCAAGGAACCAUUUCUAUUUGGUUUAUUAUUAUUUAGAAACUGAUAGAAUAAAACUUGACUUAUCACCAUCCUAGCCAUAAAAGAUUGUAACUUGUUUCCAAAGGAUUGAUUAGGUCAGAGUUCAGUGAAUGGCAUGCCAGCAUUGAAAAUUAACAGGAGACAAAACAAUAGUGCUUUGCUAAUGAGCUCUUGACAGAACCUCCCACUUUCCAUUUUUAUAAUACCAACGAGCUGUAAAGCAGCAGCCUCAAUAGAAAACAUAUUAUCAGUAACUCUGGGGAGAGAUGGGAGGAAUGUAAGACCAUUAAAGGCUGUCUUAGAUGUCUUAGUUGAAAGAAAACACUGAAUUGCAAAUUUUUCAAUGUGAAUAAUGGUAUAAGCACACUGGGAUAUUUCUAUUUGUAUAUAGAGUAGUGUUAGGACAUUGCUUGAUGAUUCAUAGUAAGGUCCUUUAGACAUUAAUGUGAAUUAUCUAAGUACAGUCCUAUGAAAAUAACUGGCUGUAAAAAAAAAAAACAUGCAGCCAAGAAUCAGGUCAAGAAUUCAUUGGUUUUAUUCAAUUAGGAGAGUUUAUUCUAAAAUAAGCCAUAUUACUCAUGCUUUCUUAUUUAUUUCUGAUAAAUUUGGCCUGAAUAGUAAUUUUUAUAUAUAAAAGGAAAUAUUUACACAAAAACUUGCACAGCAAGAACACAGUAAGAUAUAUUGAUGCAUUUAUUUUCUUUGAUGACCAGUAAUUUUCCUAAGGAAGAUUUUAACUUAAUAGCCAAUAAAUUGUUUAAAAAGUUUUUAAAAAUACCCUCUCAGAUGUGUUCCACUUGUAUAGUCUUUAAAAGAAGAAGCUUAAAGACUUCCUUUUACCUAAUAGGGUAUUAAUCUAUAGCAGGGGUAAGAUGAACAAAAGCUGCAAAGGUAGAUUCUUUAAAAACAGAGCUAUUAACAUACAAAUAUGUCAACCAAAUAUUCCAGUUAUUCCAACUGGUCUUAUUCUUGUUCAAAGUAUAUAAUCUCAUCAGACCCUACAUUUUAAAUUUUGGGAUAUUAAAGCUUAUUGAAUGAAGCUACUAAGGAAGUGAGACUUUUCUUCAUGGACAGGAUCCAGACUUUAUUAAAUUAGGAUUUCCAGGUCAUGAUAAAUCAGACAUCUAAAAUAAUGUCCCAAUUUUAUUAGUUUAUUUAUCACAGGCAUUUACUACUAUGCAAUUUAUAGUCAGCAGUCCAUUUCAGUCAAGUCAGGUUUUUGUUUUGUUAUGUAGCCUAUAUUAGGCUAUGGAUUUUACAUUUAAAUAACAUAAGAUAAACAACUUGAUCAGAUGUUUAUGUCUUUUAAGGAUAUAAAGAAAAAAACAUUUUCCAUGCUUCCUGAUACUAAAAUAUAAUACUUGAGUUCUAUUUCAGUUCAGUCAUGUAUUAAAAAAGCCUGUUUGGAAACUAGUUCAUACGGGCAGUGAAGUUAUUUUGAAAUAUUUCUGCUUUGUAUGUUUUCCAGAAGUUUAAAACCACAGCUUAACAUUUUAUCACAUUUUUAACUUUUUAUUUUUUUAUAAGUUGUAACUAUUGACAUAAAUUCAUGUCUGCAAAUUGUUUUCAUUCAUUCUGUAGUUCAUACCAAAAUGUUUUAAACAUAUUCCACAUGUUAUUUUUUUGUCUUUAAUUUGAGGUUUUAUUUAUACUUUUGUUUUGCUAAGGGAAAACUUUCUGAAAGACUGAGUUCAAAUUGGUUUAUACAUCAAGGGAUUGUUAUAUAAAAUUCUGUUGGACCACAUUGUUCUAAUUCUAACCUCUUUACUUAUCAAAUGAUUGCUAUUGAAAGAAUAUGUGCAUUUUCUUAUGUAUGCCUUAUAAAACUUACAUCAUUUUGCUUUUACGAGGUGCGUAAACUUCCAACAGUUUUAAUGUGAGAUUCAGAAGACAAGGAAGCUUUCUUCUUAUUCCUCAAAAUCUUUUUUUUCUCUACUCCUUCUAUUUUAAGGAUGUGUUUAUCUUACAUGGACCAGAUUUCAAUCCUUCAUUGUCAAAUAAAAAUUUCCAUUGAAAUAUUAAAUACUAGCUUUCUGCUAUGUUUCAGUAAGGUCAAAAGAAUAGCAAAUCUGAAACUUUGCUGCUCAGAUAUUAUGGAGAAGAUAGAAAAGGAGACCCUUUGUGGACAAGGACACUGGUACUUUGGGCUUUAGCCAUAUUUUUUAUUUUCUUUUAAACCACCAAUUAUAUAAUGAAAAGAUAACUUAUAACAUCAAACUUGUGAUUCUUUUCAAAUCACACUUGAAAGUACAGCCGUACUCCUUUCAUAUUUGGUUCAAACUGUAGUAUGGGUGAAAAACCUAAAAAGAAUGGUAGUGUUUAUUUUUUAAUUUAUUUGGUACUGUAAAACACCUUUUCAGAAUGACUAAAUGCUGCAUAUGCAUUUUGGAAUUGUUAAUAUGUGAAAGGUAUUACAGAUUCAGCAAGAAAGGAAAUUUGUGCUUCCUUGUUGAACAUUAAAUUAUUUUACUUUGCAUUUUAUAAGAGUACAAAUUAAAACUGAGCCAUUGAACUGCAAUAAAUCAACAAUAGUGUCUCAUUUCAAGAAAUUUUUUGUAUUGUACAUAGAUUUGUUCAAUAAAACAUUGUCCUUGUUGGUAA